ACGUCCAGCCGUCUUUUGAUAAACGCGGUUUAUAUAGGUACACGACAUUUACUCAAAUAAUAGUAAUACCGCGGUAUAGAUAGACGUUUAUAAAACAGUUACAUAUUAUUAUGUAAAAUACAUAAGUCUGGAAAAAUAUUGAAUAAUACAUAAUCAUUUUUUAUAUUUAUAUACUGAUAGGCACAGCACCGAGUAUUCAAUUGUGUUUACCUAUACUCACAUGCGAUUAAUGCAGAAUUAUAUAUCGUCCGUUUUCAUAUAAGGACGUCUAUCAUUCGUUGAAAUGGCCUUGUCGCAUCGUCAUGAAAAACCGAAAAUCUUCACGCUGAUAUACAACCUAUCAGGAGGAGCUAUCAAUGCUCAAUUCAUCAUUACGGUGAUUGCGGCACUGGGAGCGAUAGCCACUGGCACCAUACUCGGAUGGUCGUCAUCGGCACAGACUAUGUUCGAAUCGGACGAGUCGCUGUUGCCGUUUGCGGUCACCGCAAAGGACGCGCAGACGUUCAGCUCGGUGUUUGGCAUCGGCGCGGCUCUGGGAGCGCUACCGGCAGGAUACGUGUCCAGGACGUUUGGUCGACCGGCCAGUAUGAUGUUGUUCGAGGGGUUCCUGUUGGUCGGCUGGGUCAUGCUGGUGUUGCCCACUUCCGUUUGGGUGCUGUCUGCUGGCCGGAUGAUGCAGGGCAUCGGGGCGGGAGCUCUGUGCGCCAUUAUUCCGUCAUACGUCGGCGAGAUAGCUGAGCCUCGGAUGAGAGGUCGUCUGGGAACGAUAUUCCAAUUAUUCAUAGUCAUCGGCAUACUGUACUCGUAUACGUCGGGCGCGUUUAUGAAUUACGUGCCGUUUUGCAUCGCUUGUGCUUUUUGGGUGAUAUUACAUUUUAUCGGCGUCCUGUGCAUACCCGAAUCGCCGUACCAUCUUAUGAACAUCAACGAUCCCGACCGGGCGGCCGCUUCGCUGCAGAUACUCAGAGACUCGUCGGACACAACUGAAGAGUUGGCAUCCAUCAAGACGUUUGUCGAAAAACAGCAAUCGCAAAGUUAUACGGUGUUGGAAGUUCUGUCUGACAAAGUGAAUCGCAAGGCCCUGUUGAUCAGUAUUGGUUGUAUGUUUUUCCAGCAAAUGAGUGGUAUAAACGUGGUAAUAUUUUACAUGACCGAUAUAUUCAAAUCGACCGGCAGCAACAUGAGCCCGAAUACGUGCACCAUAAUCGUCGGUAUCGUACAGCUCGUCAUGACAGUCGUAUCUUUUACGAUAAUCGACAAGAGUGGUCGAAAGGCGUUACUCGUGAUCUCGGCGUUACUGAUGGCGAACUGCUACGCGGGAUUGGGUGGAUUUUUCUUGAUCAAAACGCAUUACCUAGAACUGGCGUCAAAACUCAACUGGUUGCCCCUAGUGUGCAUCGCUGUGUACAUAUCGGCGUUUUCCAUCGGCUACGGUCCCGUGCCAUGGAUAAUGAUGGGCGAAAUAUAUUCGUCGGAGGUGAAGCCGAUCGGGACAAGUCUGACUACCUGUACCAACUGGACGCUAGUGUUCGUGGUCACGUACGUGUCUACCGAGCUAACUCGCUGGCUGGGCCAAGCCGGUUGCUUCCUAACAUUCAGCGCGUUUUGCUUGAUGGGAGCAGCGUUUGCUGCAUCUAUUGUACCGGAAACGAAAAACAAGACAUUGGCCGAAAUACAGCUGAAACUCGUCGGAAAGUCUAAGAUCCUCCCGGUGGCGGUCGAUGUUAUGGAGGCUGUGGAGCAUGAGGCGCCUCAAAUGACUACUACGUUUUCAUAAAUUCAACGUUUAGAUCUUGGUCGACGUUUUCCAAACGGGAUAUCCAAGACCUUCCCUCUCCACCAUGGCCAAUAACUAUAAUAAACUUUUUUUAAGAAAUUCAACCAACUACUUUUGGAGUUAAUAAAUAAUUUUUAUGAAAAAUAAUAAGUCCAUGAUAAUAGAUUUGAUAAAGAUACCUACAUCACCAUGAAAAAAAAAAGCCAUCUGCUUAAUAAUUUAUAUUAAAAUAAGUUAAUUCUUAAUUUAUUAUUUGAAAAUGUGUUCUUUAAGUAUAUAAUACAUAAUACAAUAUAGAAGAAAACUUAGAAGUGAGUAUCAUGCUUAUGAAUCGCCCUGUAAAGUUUUAUAAGAUAUGCUUAGGAGAGUUCUCAAACACAUUUAAGUCUCGCGGCGAAACAUGUUUUUCAGUACUUAUUCAUUUACAAUUAAUGUAUUCCAUAAAUAAUAUAAUAAACCGUAAUAAAAACUCGAUUUGCAUUCUCAUGUUUAACUUACAUUUUUUAUUUUUAUUUUUUAUUACAAUCGAAGAAUAUUAUAGUUAUAUAACAUGUUUUUUACGAAAAUAUUUAUAGUCAGUAAGUUGAAUUUCAAUGGUACAUAAACUGCAAGUAAUAUGCGUAUAGAUAAUACUUGAUGAUUUAAACAUUUUAAACGAAAGGUGUAAAUCAAGACGUGUCUCUUAAACGAAUCGCGUGACCAUUUAUCAUGCAAAGGUCGAAAAUAUAAUAUAUAUUAUCACGACAUCAAUGUGUAUCUAUGGUUGAACAACAAUUUUAAGUUGUAAUAUUAUUCAUAAUAGUUAUUACAUAUCUAUAUUAUAUGCACGUAAAGUUUGUUUAUUUUA
Molecule: messenger RNA, 2624 nt
Organism: Rhopalosiphum padi (bird cherry-oat aphid)
Lineage: Eukaryota; Metazoa; Arthropoda; Insecta; Hemiptera; Aphididae
Product: facilitated trehalose transporter Tret1-2 homolog
Exons: 7
Coding region: 284-1777 (497 amino acids)
Biological process (GO): carbohydrate transport; transmembrane transport
Cellular component (GO): membrane
Molecular function (GO): sugar transmembrane transporter activity
Source: RefSeq, a predicted model, not a curated record